Molecule: messenger RNA, 2096 nt
Organism: Pogonomyrmex barbatus (red harvester ant)
Lineage: Eukaryota; Metazoa; Arthropoda; Insecta; Hymenoptera; Formicidae
Gene: dup
Product: chromatin licensing and DNA replication factor double parked
Biological process (GO): mitotic cell cycle; regulation of DNA-templated DNA replication initiation; DNA replication checkpoint signaling
Cellular component (GO): nucleus
Molecular function (GO): DNA binding; DNA polymerase binding
Source: RefSeq, a predicted model, not a curated record
ACGCUUGUAGACCACGCUUGAUUACCCUUAGGAUUGGGUUAUCAGCGUUGAUCUUAUUAAGUUGUCAGCAUUGAUCGGCAUCAGUUACAUCAGCUGACUGAAUAGCAACGAUUAGUGGCGUUGUUUCGCGUGAUUUCGCGCCAACAGGAUAAAAGGCGGGUUUUUGCAGAGUAGUGUACUUUUGGAGGCAAUAAAUAAUAAUCUCUAUCUGUACGCGUUUUUGCGCUCGAUAUAUGCAGAAAGCAAUGUCGCAACCAUUAGUAACGGCAUACUUUAGUACGCGCAAACGACCAGCGUGUGACGAUUUACGUGGCAAGUCCAAGGUUUUACUCCUGGAGCAAGAUAACCAAGCGCAAACAAGUGUCGAAAACUUGCAGCGAUCCGGGUCGGAGAAAGGUUUAGGAACCGAAGAAAGUCCGAAAGUCGUAUUGAGAAGUGCUGUUACGAGUUCAAAGGAAGGCGUUCGAGUCAACAAAGCGGUUCGCAAUAUUCAGUUUGAUUCUUCGAAAGCGAGUCCUGACAAAACGAGCAGACCUAAACCGCGAACCACUCGCUCUCGCACAUUGCCCUCCACAGAUGGAAAUCAGGCGGAUAUCAGAGAUAGCUUUUUGAAGAUGGAGAGUGAUCUGGAAACCAAGAAAGUUCUCUUCGAGAAGAAAGGUACGCUUAGUCCAAAGAAGAAAGCACAGGCAUCCAAAAAUGCUUCUACUGUUUCAAAAGACAACAUGAAAGAAACUGAAAAGGAACAAUUUGCUGGUAGCUCUCUUACUCCAUCAUCAUCAAAAAAGCUUUCAACGAUGGAAAGACUCGUAAGAAAUGAAAAUUUAAGUUUGACUGAGAUCAAAAACAGGAUUAAUAAAUCCUCUAGAUUGGCAGAGCUGAAAGCUAUAACGCAACGAAUUGCAAAUUGCGAUCAGGCAUUGAAACAAUUGCAUAAGCAAAAUGACAUUAAGAAACCUCAAAUGCAAAAAUUUGAUAAGAUAGAACUUGAAAUUCCCAUGAGCCCACAGAAGGCAUAUAAAUCUCCAGCUAAAGGAUUGCUGACUCCAACCAAAGACAGAGAUCUAUCAAAAGUUAGUCCUCAGAGGCAAAUUUUGUUUGAACCUAAAGAAACAACACCAAGUCCAGGGAAAUCUAGUCCUGUUAAGGCAUAUCAAAAGUAUUUGUCACUGGCUGAAAGCGAGAUACCUGGAUUAGCAUUGCCAUACAGCUAUAGAUUCCUAGCUGAAAUAUUUAGAUGUGUUGAUACGGUUUCAGCGAUGCUUUUUAAUAGAAAAGAAUUGAUAACAUUCACUAAACUGAAACCUGCCGUUCAGGAAAUGCUGCGACGUAAUUUCACACAGGAGCACCUAGCUCAAAUAAAAACUAUUUAUCCUGAUGCGUAUACUUAUCAUCAAGAGAAACAUCGAAAUUUUGGUUCGGUGUCCAAGCAUGAAAAGUACGAAUUAGUUCUAACACCUGUAGUUGAAAAAGUUAGUGACAGAGAUAUGUCUGAUGAGGACAAUGUAUUGAAAAUUGCGUCCGAAAGUAGUAUGAAUCCUACAAUAUUGUUAGGAAGAAGGAAGAAAUUUUAUAAUGUUUUAUUAGAAAGAGUCAAGGAUGAGCAUGAGAAAUUUUUAUUAAGCUUUGAAACUCCAAGACUAAUGAACAUACCAAGAGAGAAAAUAGUACGCUGGCAUCCUGAAUUUGAUGUGGAGUCUUGCAAGGAAAUUGAGCAGGCUGUGUUACCGCAGCCACCUUAUGUUGAAAAACCAACUGCUAAAGAUAUGCUUGAUAAAGCUAAAUCUUUAUUUAAUUAUGGUACACCUAUGGAAAAAGCAUUGCAGAGACUAGCUGAAGCAAAUCUAACUUCAAAAUCCAAAUCUCCAUUUUCUACAAAAGAUUCCAUGACCGUGGAAAAUGGAAUUCCAAAAGUUAAUAUUGCUAUUGUAGAUACUCCACCAAGUAUGCCAUCCAUACAAACUAAUCAUCUCGCUACACUGUUUAAAGGCAUCCCCAAAGCUCUACUCGAGAAGGUACGGAUAAUUGCUUUAUUUGUUCUUAUUAAGUCUUACAUCACGCACGCGCGCGCGUACACCACACACACACACACACAC